AUGCCAGCCAAAAAGAAAAAAGCAACUGCAGCUUCUGCAUCUCGCCUUUUAGCAGGAACCGUCUCCAAAGCGGAAGAUCGAGCGCCGUCUGCAAAAAAUGAAGACUUGCACGUUGAUUCUCAACAGGUCGAACAAAGGCAAGAAUCAUGGCCCUUGCAUGUACCCGUGAUUGAAUAUGAAAGCUGCGAUGAGAAGUGCGCUGGGUGGGGCUCGGAUACAGACUCUGGGAGUGGAGGUUUCCUCGAUGAUGAUAUGGAUGUUUUGCCGACGGGUUGGGGGAAGAAUGAUAAACAGUCGAAUGAGGAUAAGGAGAGAGCGGAAAUUGCUAGGAAAGCCAAGGUGAAGAAAGAGAAGUCUCAAGUAUCCGCAGUGGUGGUAGCAGCUUGUCGAGAGGAAACACACACGGUUUCAGAUCGAAAGUUGGAGUCAUCUCGUGCAAUUGUCAAAUUGAAGAAGUCUUCCACUAAUACAGAGAGUAUGGGAUCCGCGCUGAAGGUAUCGUGUGGUGCGACCGAGCAAGUCGUCGGCGAAAGUAUCAUCGAGGAUAUCAAGGUGAUCAAUUCGACCAGUUCGCCCGAGAAUUCUUGCCUCGUGUGCACCGCUCGAUCUUCAGAAGUUGUGAUGAGCAAAACAACCAUCGCGAAGUCUACUGCGUCGGAAUCAGAGUCAAGCAUCAAGUUGAUGGAGAAGAUGGCCCGACAAGAGCACGAUUUGAAGUUGGAAAUGCAAAAGCAACUGGAUCAACGCAAUGAAAGUCAUCGAAAAGAGAUGGACGCAAUGAAGUUGGAUCUAGAGGAAGCGCAAGUGGCACGAUGGAAAGCAUCGACUGAUUUACGGAAAGUCAGGGAGAAGAAUUCAGCAGUUCGGACGGAGAGAAGAGAGCUGGAUUUGAAGUUGAUGGCAAUGUCCGAGGAAGUGGUGAGACUUGGGGGGAGAAUUUCAACCUUGGAGACCCAAAAGAACGAUGCACUUGAAUCAGCAGAAUCUCUGUUCCGCGCGCUGAAGCUAUCAGCACAAGACGUCACAGACUGUCAACUCAAACUAAAUGUAGUUCAAGAACAUAGUGCGACGUUUCGGCAACAAGUAAGGAAUUUGAGGGUUGAAAAUCAUCGGAUCAGACAGGAGCAGUCCCGGACAGCCUCAACUUCCAAUCGCUUGCAACAGCUAGAAACCAAGUACGAGACCCUUAAGACUGACUAUUACACUCUCGAGGAUGAGCAUAAUGAGCUCCAAGAAGAUGCAUCUAGAUACCGGAGCGAGCGCGAAGAGUACAAAGAAGAAGUAGAGUACUACAAGAAAAAGCGAAACGCCCUUCGAGACAAAUUGGAAAGUGUUGAAGCAAGCCUCGAGAAGAUGACCGAUAAGUAUGCGAGUAUGUUAUGCAGUCGUGAUGCUGUUCGACAGAACUACCAGGAUUUGAAGAAGACACAUGAAAUCAGAGAGCCAUUGGUUAAGAUAGGAGCAGAUAUACGAUUACGUUUUCUAGACCAAGCACGAGAGACAUCACUUGGUAUCUCCCGAUGUGAGGCAGACAUGGCUUUGAGAACUAACGGUAAUGUUGCUGCUCACAGGGGUAAUGCAGCUGCCGAUGCGGCAUUGUUCAAGGGCAACCUUAUUCCAGAAGAGUACGAAGAAGAAGCUGAAGAGAUCUUUGAAAAGUUAUACAGUCAUAAAUCUAGCGCCUACCCAUUCUUUGAUGGAGUCUCCGAAAGACAGAACGACUGUGAAGCAACAUUAUCUACAAUAACAAAAUCUAGUGUAUCGGCGACUCUGCGUGAAGAGUGGCGCCUGGUCUGGAAUAGAAUUUUGGACGGCCCAGACAGCAAAAGAAAGAUCUUGAUUGAAGAAUUGGAAAGGUUAACAGACGAGAUAGUCGACUUAGAACGUUCCAGUCGUCGUCGCAGAUAA
This is a messenger RNA of Botrytis byssoidea, 1908 nucleotides long. RefSeq lists its product as uncharacterized. The transcript is spliced from 3 exons. NCBI's taxonomy places the organism in Eukaryota, Fungi, Ascomycota, Leotiomycetes, Helotiales, Sclerotiniaceae. Bases 1 to 1908 code for a protein of 635 amino acids. The record is from RefSeq and is a predicted model, not a curated record.